Molecule: messenger RNA, 2460 nt
Organism: Girardinichthys multiradiatus
Lineage: Eukaryota; Metazoa; Chordata; Actinopteri; Cyprinodontiformes; Goodeidae
Gene: poli
Product: polymerase (DNA directed) iota
Exons: 11
Coding region: 140-2242 (700 amino acids)
Biological process (GO): translesion synthesis
Molecular function (GO): DNA-directed DNA polymerase activity; damaged DNA binding
Source: RefSeq, a predicted model, not a curated record
UCCUGAUUGUUUACCGUUCUGCAGUUAUUUCUCCAUAAAGCUAGAUGGCGCAGUAGCAUAACACUGAAAUGCACGGUUACUAGAAACGUCGGGCGUCCGCCAUAUUGUGAGUGGAAAAUUCAACUUUGAAAGCAAUACGAUGGAUCACAGCGAUGGUGAGAUGGAGGAAGAUGAAAGCGAGUGGAAAACCUGCUUCGUGGAUUCAGCUGUGGUCUGUCCCGCCACCUCUGUAGCUGCUACUUAUGGGUCGAUUAUCCAGAUUCCUGAAUCUGCACACAGAGUUAUUCUACAUUUUGACCUUGACUGCUUUUAUGCUCAGGUGGAAAUGAUCAGAAACCCAGCUCUAAGAGAUGUCCCUUUAGGUAUACAGCAGAAAUACAUCAUAGUCACUUGUAACUAUGUGGCCAGGAAGCAGGGCGUCACCAAGCUGAUGUCUGUUACUGAUGCUAAGGAGAAAUGUCCUGAACUGGUGCUGGUUAAAGGAGAAGACCUGACACACUACAGAGAAAUGUCCUACAAAGUCACAGAGGUCCUGAUGUCUUAUUGUCCGCUGGUAGAGAGGCUUGGAUUUGAUGAAAACUUUGUGGAUGUCACAGAGAUGGUUGAACAAAGGCUUGCUCGGACAUCAGAUUCUGACAGCUUUUCAUUUAAAGGACAAGUCUUCAGUCAUUUUAGUGCAGAUGCUAAAGCCAAUCACCACCCAAGGUUGGCAAUAGGUUCACACAUUGCAGCAGAGCUGAGAGAAGCUAUCCACAGCAAGCUCGGCUUGACUGGUUGUGCUGGCGUCGCCACGAACAAGCUGCUGGCCAAACUGGUUUCAGGCACCUUCAAACCAAAUCAGCAAACGGUUUUGCUGCAGGAGAACAUCGGAGAUAUCAUGGGCUGUUUGAGUGGCCUCAGAAAAGUACCCGGUGUGGGCCACCAAACUGCCAAGAGACUUCGAGCUUUGGGAUUAAUGAGUGUGAAGGACUUGCAGGUCUACCCACUGAGUGACUUGGCAAGGGAAUUUGGGGGUGCCACAGCUCAGCGUUUAAAGAAUCUGGCCCUUGGCAUUGAUGACUCAGCCGUCACACCCACUGGGGCCCCUCAGUCUUUAAGUGAUGAAGACUCCUUUAAAAAAAUGUGUUCAGUGAAGGAAGUUAUGGAAAAGAUCCAGGAGCUCCUAAGCGGUUUGGUUGAAAGGAUGCACAAAGAUGGCCGGCAGCCCCAAACCUUCAGGCUUACAAUACGGAGGUUCUCGGUGACCAACAAGUGGUUCAGUCGGGAGAGCCGCCAGUGCCCGAUCCCAGGCAGCGCUGGACAGAAAAUCAUCUCUGGGAACACUGAAGAUGCUGUGUGCCAGUUGGUCCCAUUGGCCAUGAAGCUCUUUCAUAAAGUGGUGGACUGUAGUGCUGCAUUUCACCUCACACUCAUCAACGUCUGCUUCAGUAAUCUGCAGAGCAGAGGGCCUGCUGUGAGCGGGAAGGGAGCCAUAACAUCUUUCCUUACGCAGAGCGCAUCACCCAGAAAAUCCCAGGUAUCAUCCUUACAAAACCAGAAUAAUUCAGCCCAAAGUGAUGACAUUUGCCUCUUGGACCAUCAGGUUAACGCAUGCAGCAGGAUUGCUUCACCAAAACGUCAAGUCACCAUAAAAGGCUCUUGUCACUCUGAGGAAUCAUUACAUGGGUUUGGAUGGGAACACAGCUCUAUUUGUGCUGUUGAGGAAAACCAUGAAGCAUCCUGCAGCACAGAGAGAAUCAAUCCAGACAAAACCGACCCACCACCGAAUGUCGACCCAGAGGUGUUUAAGCUCCUUCCGGAAGAAAUCCAGAAGGAACUUUUAUCUCCCGCUUAUUUAAACUCCCAGCUGACCCAUUCGGUCUCUGAGGAUCACCAUAUGUUAAAAAACAAGCUUUCAGAAAACGAUUCAGCACUAAAAGUCGACCCAUCCAGUGUGAAUCACCAGUGGCCAGCGGGAAUACAUAUAACUCACGCAGAAAACAUCAUGGAGCAGGAUAUGUCAUCGCUUUCCUGGUCAUCUGACUGUAACUUCCCAGGAAAUGUGGACCCUGAGGUGUUUUCUGAGCUUCCACCAGACAUUCAGAAGGAGCUCAUUUCUGACUGGAAGCAGCAGAAGCUGAUUUUGAAGACUCCUUCAUCCAGGAAAACGGGAAAAGGCUCCAUCUCCAAAAGCAAAGACAGAAAGGCUGAAGGAAGGAGCAGCCAGUCGAAUAAUCUGUUCAAGUAUUUCAAACCCGGUUAGAGAUAAGCAGUUGGGUUAUUAUAAGGAUGUUAUGUUUCUAAAGAUUUACUGUUCUUACUGUUAGGCUCUAUGUAUGAGAAAAAUAAAUGAAGCAUCUAACCGUUCUUUAGAGCUGUUUUUAAGUGCCGCUACAUCAAAUCUAACAUGAUAGAAUGGAGACUGAAAAUUAUGUUGGACUGAAGUUCAAUAAAAGAUUUUAUUUUAAGAAAAGAAAAUGA